CAUCCCGCGGACGGCCCGAGCUCGCCGGAAGCGAGGGUAGGCCCGAGAGUUCGUCCCGUCCAAACCCUCUUUAUUUUGCAGAUGGGGAAGUGGAGGCCCAGAGAGUUCAAUGAUUUAUCCAGGGUCACCCAGUAAGCUGAUCGUCCUCCUUGAGCCCUAGCUGCUGAUUUUCAGUAGAACUGGCGGGACCCUCAUGUUUCCGAGCGCUAUCCCGGGGCCUGGGUGGCUACUGCAGGGGACUGCAAGAUCGAAAAACCUGGACCAUGGCCACCCCCAGGAAAAACGUGACUGCCGGCAUCAUCAUGAUCGGAGAUGAAAUCCUCAAGGGCUAUACUCAGGACACCAACACCUAUUUUCUGUGCCGGACCCUUCGCUCCUUGGGUGUCCGGGUGUCCCGGAUCUCUGUGGUGCCAGAUGAAGUGAUGACCAUUGCAGAAGAGGUGGCUUCCUUCUCCACCCGCUUCAAUCUUGUCCUCACUUCUGGUGGCAUUGGACCCACUCAUGAUGAUAUCACCUUUGAAGCUGUAGCUCAGGCUUUUGGAGAUAAACUCCAGCCCCACCCUGAGUUGGAAGAAGCUGUGAGAGCCCUGGGGGGCACUGGGCAAGAGAAGCUGGUUCAGGUGCCCUCCACUGCCCGUCUUCACUAUGGUACUGACCCUGAGACCGGGGUCCCCUUUCGAUUCCCUCUGGUUUCUGUCCGGAAUGUCUACCUCUUCCCGGGCAUUCCAGAACUGCAGCAGCGGGUGCUCGGGGGGCUGUCGGAUCUGUUCCGGAAUGAAGGGAUGCAAUUCCACCUUCGUGAAUUAUAUGUGACACUAGAAGAAUCAUCAAUUGCUGCCAUCCUCACAGAAGCACAAGCCCAUUUUGGACGCCGACUUGGCAUUGGAUCUUAUCCAGACUGGAGUAGCAAUUAUUAUCGUGUUAAAGUGACACUGGACUCUGACGAGGAGGCGGCAGUUGAGGAAGCCCAGGCUUACCUGAAUGCCCACCUACCCCCUGGAUCCCUAGUGCCAUUUGUGCCCAAUGCAGUGGAGCAUGCUGCGGAGGCUGUGUACAGACUAGCCCAGUCAGGGAUUCCUUUGGGCAACAAGGUGGCAGGGGCCUUGAAGAUUAUGGAGGAGGCCCUCUCCAGGUACAAGCUGAACCAGCUUUGUGUGGGAUUCAACGGGGGCAAGGAUUGCACUGCCCUCCUACACCUUUUCCACGCUGCUGUACAGAGGAAGUUCCCAGAGACCAGGGUCCCGCUGCAGAUUCUCUACAUCCGUAGCAUCUCCCCCUUCCCAGAGCUGGAGCAGUUUCUGAAGGAGACAGCUAAGAGGUAUAAGUUGCAGGUUCUACAGGCUGAGGGUGACAUGAAGCAGGCAUUGAGUGACCUUCGAGCACAGAACCCCCAGCUGGAGGCUGUGCUGAUGGGCACAAGGAGGACGGAUCCUUCAUCCCGAAGCCUCAGUCCCCUCAGUCCCACUGACCCAGACUGGCCCCAGUAUAUGCGCAUCAACCCAUUACUGGACUGGACAUAUAAAGACAUCUGGGAUUUCCUCCGCCAACUCUUUGUUCCCUACUGCAUCCUCUAUGACUGGGGCUACACGUCCCUUGGCAGCAGGGAGAACACAAAGAAGAAUGAGGCCUUGAUGUACCCAGGCCCUGGGGGAUGCCCUGCCUAUCGACCGGCCUACCAGUUGGAGAACGAAGAUGAAGAACGGAAUUCACGAGUCUGACGGGGGGAUUUUUGUCCCCACCUGCUGCUCUCCCUCAGUCCCAGCAGCCCUGACCAAUAAAUGGUGCCUGCUACUGUG
Messenger RNA from Antechinus flavipes (yellow-footed antechinus), 1796 nucleotides. RefSeq names its product flavin adenine dinucleotide synthetase 1 (gene FLAD1). Gene Ontology annotation, molecular function: FMN adenylyltransferase activity. Gene Ontology annotation, biological process: FAD biosynthetic process. The coding region runs from base 264 to 1718 and encodes 484 amino acids. The transcript is spliced from 8 exons. The record is from RefSeq and is a predicted model, not a curated record. NCBI's taxonomy places the organism in Eukaryota, Metazoa, Chordata, Mammalia, Dasyuromorphia, Dasyuridae.